UCAUGGCUCUCAUCUCUCUGCUUCUGCUGGCUGCUCUCCUGCCGUAUCUGAGCCACUCUGCCAGUGUUAAUGUUGGUAUAAUAAAUGGCACAGAGGCUAAACCUCACUCCAGACCCUACAUGGUGUCUGUUCAGAAAUAUGGAUCACACGUCUGUGGCGGCUUCCUUGUGUCUGAAGAAUUCGUCAUGACGGCUGCGCACUGCCGAGAGAAUGAAGAGACGCUUACAGCAGUGCUGGGUGCUCAUGAUCUGUCAAACAAGCAAGAAAAAGGUUCUGUCCACAUGGAAGUGGAGUCUUACUACCACCAUCCCAACUACAAUGCAGACACUGUGGACAACGAUAUCCUGCUUUUAAAGUUGCGUGGAAGAGUCAAAAUGGGCCCAACUAUCAGCCGCAUCUCCAUCCCUCAAAGAGACGUGGACGUUCCAGCCAACACGGUCUGCAUUGCAGCUGGAUGGGGACAGACAGGAACCAUUAAACCCGGGAGUAAUUGUCUUAUGGAGACAAAGCUCAGAAUCGUAGGCUACGAACAAUGUAAGGCGCUCUGGAAGCAGCAUCUAAGCCCAGUGAAGAUGUGUGCAGUUCAUCCAGGAGGAGUUUGCAUGGGAGACUCUGGGGGUCCUUUGGUGUGUGGGAAUACUGCAGUGGGUAUCGCUUCCUUCGUUCAGAAAUGGAUGUGUGAUAAACCCACAUUGCCAAAUGUUUUUGCCAAAAUAUCUGCAUUUCUGCCCUGGAUCAAGUCUGUUAUUGGAAAUGUGUAAUCUGCAUUCAACAAAUAAACAAACCCGAGCAUCUGCCUAAUUUCAUCUCAAUAAAAGCAUUUC
This is a messenger RNA of Colossoma macropomum (tambaqui), 824 nucleotides long. RefSeq names its product mast cell protease 3-like. Gene Ontology annotation, biological process: proteolysis. NCBI's taxonomy places the organism in Eukaryota, Metazoa, Chordata, Actinopteri, Characiformes, Serrasalmidae. The coding region runs from base 3 to 761 and encodes 252 amino acids. The transcript has 5 exons. The record is from RefSeq and is a predicted model, not a curated record. Gene Ontology annotation, molecular function: serine-type endopeptidase activity.